AUGUGGGAUAUUGCAGAGAUUUUCAAGUCUUCUCAGUGUGAGGAAGAAGUAGAAGGUGAGGAGGCCUUGAUGUAUCUGGCAAGGCGCUACAAGGGGCUGACAGUGAAUGCAAGUGCCCAUGCCAUCUUCUUCUGCAAACUUCUUCAUGCCCUCAGGCCGAGCAAGGCUGAGAAGGGUUUGCCAACUUCCUUGGUGGACAACUGCGGCCUGAAGAUAGGGAUCAUCAGUGGGGGCCACCUUGGGAAGCAGCUGGCCCAAGCGCUGCUGACGCUGAGCUGGGCUCCAUGCUGCAGUAUCCGCAUUUCCACCAGGCGCCCGGAGAGCCUGGCACCUUUCGCCUUGCUUAUCUCAGCAGACCUGCAGGAGCAGGGGGUCAAGUGCUUUUACGACAAUGCUCAGCUGGCGGCCUGGGCGGACGUGGUCUUCCUCUGCUGCCUCCCAUCGCAAGUGCUGACUGUUUGCUCUGUUGUUCGGCCUGCAAUCAGGAAACCCUGUGUUGUGUACAGCCUUGUCACCGCUGUCCCUCUCUGCAGGUUGAAGCAACUCCUUUCCUACAGUGCCAUCGUGAGGCCACAGUACCAGUGCUCUGCCAGGGAGCCCAUAAAUGAGUGGGGGAUGAAGGGGACAGUCACAGCUGCACUGCAAGACCCUGCUGUUGUGCAGGCAACGUGCCCCUGCGGUUCCCAAGGAAAAAUCAGAGUCAAUGCCAAGUGGUUGGUGGCCAUUUUCUAUGCAGCCCUGAACAGCAGCAUGUGGCAGAGUCUGCCUCAUCAGAAAGCACUGAAAUUACUCAAUGACCUGUGUUUUCCUGAACAUUGCGCCAUCUGUGCAGAGCAGAAAGCUUCCUGUCCACAGUUCGUGUGUGAGAGUUUUGUCAGCAGAACAUUUGCCUCUUCAAUGACUCUAGAGGAAACCUUCCCCUGGUUUGACCUGACAGCUGCACAAGUGAGAGAAUCUCCCUUUAGCCAGCUAUUAGAAAACAGUGAGUCUGUGCGGAGCCAUCUCGCUCUGCUAUACCAGGAAUCCUUUGGAGACCGGCCUACAGAGCAACAUGGGCUGAUCAGCGCCAAUGCAUCUCUUACUUCAGCUGUAGUGGAGCCUGGUGUGAUGUUGGAUCACAAGUCCUCAUUCUCCACAACUGCUUCUGAGAUCUCAUCAGAAAUCCUGGAGGAAACUACUGACUAUGAUUCUAAAUCCUCAUAAACUAUAAUGGAGCCCAUGAUAGAAUGCUUUGCUGAGAUCCCAUCCCAAAGGGAUGAUAACCCAGAGAUACUGAUAACCCUUUUCCAUCAGUUCCCUCUGCUGGUUUCAUGCGGUUGUAUGUGGUGAAAGAACACACUGUGAGGACUUCAUCUUGCAGGGGAAAAAAUAAUGCCAAGCACCUAAUAAAUAUUUAUUUAACCAUU
Messenger RNA from Dromaius novaehollandiae (emu), 1406 nucleotides. It is a transcript of the gene NOXRED1, whose product is annotated as NADP dependent oxidoreductase domain containing 1. Gene Ontology annotation, biological process: L-proline biosynthetic process. Lineage: Eukaryota; Metazoa; Chordata; Aves; Casuariiformes; Dromaiidae. The record is from RefSeq and is a predicted model, not a curated record. The transcript has 6 exons. Gene Ontology annotation, molecular function: pyrroline-5-carboxylate reductase activity. The coding region runs from base 1 to 1203 and encodes 400 amino acids.